Messenger RNA from Volvox carteri f. nagariensis, 4126 nucleotides. RefSeq lists its product as uncharacterized. The annotation marks the transcript as partial. Lineage: Eukaryota; Viridiplantae; Chlorophyta; Chlorophyceae; Chlamydomonadales; Volvocaceae. The transcript is spliced from 9 exons. The record is from RefSeq and is a predicted model, not a curated record.
CAGCACCCCAGGCAGCACUGCCACCCAGGGUCGGCGAGGUAGAGGUAGAGGCCCCCCGAUACGUCGGGGCGAUGCGGCGGACUUCCUGGCGUAUGCGUUCUGGGGGAGCACCUGCGCUGAGGUGGAGGCGCUGCCCGGCGGUGCCGCCGCGCUGGAAUCCCAAUUGGCAGCCCUGGAGGCGGCUGCGGGCUGCCCGUUCGCACCUGGCCGUACGGCAGGCCGCCGCAUUAUGGCACACCUACGGGAGCCGUUGAGGGUGUCGUACAGACCUGCCGUACUGUACGGCUUGACGGAGCUGCUCAGCGUCGCGAAGCGGCUUAGCUUGGCUAAGCGCGGUUACCGCAAGUGGGUCCAUCCGUUAUUUGCCGUAUAUGAACUGGAUGUACGGGUCAGUGGAAACCGGUACGAUGCCACAUCUGCAUUCGCCGCCGUCGGCGGCGGCGCCGCCGCCAGUGUCGCUAGCGCCACGGCGCCGUCAGGUGCUGCCGCCGCGGUAGAGGCGGCGACCGUGGCGGCGCCGCCACUGGCGGCUUCCGAUAUGGCCGUCACCACGGUUUCACCUGGCUCCGAACCACCCGGGGCGGCUGCCGCAGCUUCCAAUGCUGACGUCAUCCGCCGUACCUUCUCACUGGCGCUCCGUACUCAUCCGCUGGCGACGCACGACGGCUGGUCGAAUGGCAGCGCCAAGCCGCCAAUAGUGUUCCUGCACGGCAUCGGCAUAGGACUGCUGCCGUACCAGAAGCUCCUGGACGAGCUGUCGUACGCGUGUCCCGACAGGCCGCUGCUGCUCCUGGAGUACAAGCACGUGUCCAUGCGGCUGACGCCUCACGUCCCCAGCGUGGACGAGAUGGCUACAGCGGUUUCGGAGGCGCUGCGAGCGCUGGGCUACAGCCGCGCCACCCUCAUCGGCCACUCGUACGGCACCCUGGUCGCGUCGCGCUUUAGCAAACUGUUCCCCAAGCAGGGUAUGUUCAUUCGGGACCUGCACACGGCUGUGGCCACGACGUUGCGCUUCCGUUGGGCGGAUAUGAACAUGUGGCCGCAGGAGCUGCCCACUCACUGUCUGGUGGUGUUGGCGGGGCGUGACUACCUGAUGUCUGUACCCACCCUGGAGGCCAUGUUGGCGGGGGCGGGGUACGGCGACCACGUCAUGGUUCACCCGGGACUGGACCACGGUGAGCUGCUGAGGGACGCCGCUUGGCGGGGUGCCGUGGUACGACGGAUUGCGACGCUGGUCUCGGAGGCGGAUGCGGACGUCGUUAGGUCAACCCGGCUGCCGCUACGGCUGGGCGGCCUGGUGGGCCCCCUGCACCCACAUCGCGUCGUACGGCCGCUGCUGCGCCGCCUUUUAUGGAGCCUGCCUCCGCUGCCAGCGGCAGCGGAACAAGGGCUGCUGCGACUGCUGCCGGAGCCGCUGAGGUACGACCCGGUGGCGGCGCCGCCGCCGCUGCCGCCAGCGUCGCGGCCGCCGGUGACGCUGUUGCCGGCAGAUCCACAUGGCGGCCCCAACGGCACAAAGAACUGUACGGCAGCUGCGGCGGCUGCACAAGCGGCGGAGGCAGUGGCCGAGGUCAAGGACGGGGCCGGAAAUCGGACGGCCAUCGCCACCACCGCCAGUAGCAGUAGCAGCUGCGCUACCAAGCCGCCGCCGCCGCCGCAGCAGCAGCAGCAGCAGCAUCUGAAGACAACUCCCUUGCCGUACACGCGAUGGUGGCAGUCUCGGGUUGUCAUGCCGGCGUCAACGUCAAGGUUGGUGGACUCGCGCUUGACGCCAAACAUCCCGCAGCCUCCGAAGGUAGGCAGUAUUGGAGGGAGUGUAGGCACCACCGGCGGCGGCGCUGCCGCUGCCACUGCCGCUGCCGUCAGCACGUCUUCGCCGCCGACAUUCUCCGCCGCCGUGUCGGCGGAUGCAGCCAAGCAUCACCAGACCUGCUCGGACGGCGGCGGCGGCGCAACAGCCCCUCACACGUCUGCUACCGCCGACGGAGACUGCGACGGCGGUGACGUCAGCGGUACGGCACCUGUUGGCGGCGGAGCUGCCGACGGGAUGGGCCAAGUUAUUACUAGGGGAGCUGCAUUUGGUGGGUUCCAACGGCCGGCGGCGGUCAUCCGUCCUGGCGUGUCGCUGCUUCGCCGCUUGCUGCCGUACUCAACCGGCCGUCAGGGUACAAUUGUCAAGUCGUACGGCUCUGGCUGCAGGGUCACUUACGGCGUCGCUGCGUCGUUUGCCAGAUCUCCCUUGUCGAGCGCCGUCCAUGCUACUGCCGCCGCCGCCGCCGCCGCCCCUGCUGCUGCUGCUGCUACGGCUAAGCCUCUACUCCAGGCGAGCGCCCCACCGUCCGGCGCCAUGGGCGCCGCCGGCUCCCGUAUCGUCGGAUCUGGCAGUACGACGCGACGCAUGGUGGCUUCUGCCGCGACUGCGUCAAUGGCGGCGGUGGGUGACGGCGGCGGUGCCGGGGAACCCGAUCUCGCUGCCAAAGCGACGGCACCCGAAGCGGCGGCGGCGGCGGCGGCGACAGCUACAGCUGCUGCAAUGCGCGGCACACACCGUAUGCUGUCCGUGGCGGUGCCGACGAAGCUUCCAGAGCCUGCUCUACGAACGUUGCUGCUGCUUCCGGAGCUCACGGCGAGGCUGUUGCCAGUGCUUCCGGAGCUGUGGCAGCGCGCGAAGCCCGUGCUUGUGGAUAUGUGGACCUUGAUCCGUCCGCUACUGCCGAAACUCCUGCAGGCGCUACUGCCCGUGAUGCCGCGCUUUCUCAUGGCGCUACUGCCCGUGAUACCGCACUUCUGGCGGCCGCUCUCCGACGACAACGACCCGGCCCCGCAGGUUGUAGCAACUGCUGCGACGGGGCAUGCUACCGCCGCCGCCGCCGCCGCCGCUGCUCCUGCCUCGAUGACUACUACCGUCGCGGUGGGCCCUUCAGAAGCGGUGGCGUCGGAUCCGGCGUCUAACAGUUCCUGGAGGUUCCCUGACUUCCGUACUGGCGGAUGGAAAUCAGACAGGUUUCGGAGCGGCGGCUGUAGCACCUCGUGGGGACAAGUUCUAGGGGUAGCGGGCAUAUGGGCGGCGACGGUUGCGCUACUGCCUGAGAGCGCCAUGCCGUACCUGCCCAGUGCCGCCAACUGCUGCUCCGUCGGUGCCUUUCGCGACAUGCAGUACGGCAGUAGCGGCGGCAGCUACAGCGGAGGUCGUUCCGUCGGCGACGAGCCCAUUCGGCGCUGCGGAAGUUGGGGUCCGGAGUUUCCCGUCGCGGCAUUCGGGGGGCCCGAUCCGGAAAGUUCUGAAUUGGCGGCGGAACGGCGGGGAACGGCGGCGGCUUCCGUCGCCGCAACGACGGCGGCGGCGACGACGACAGAAGCCAUCCCCGCAGUAGCCGAUGCUGCAGCUGCAGCUACAGCAAGCAGCGCCGCAAACGGCCCCGGCAGGGCGACCGGCGCCUUGAUGAUCCGGCAACACAUCGCGAUGUCGCUGGUGAACUGCCUCGCAAGGCAACAGAGCGGGAAGGGCAGCGGUAGCGGCGGCGGCGGCGGCGGCUCCGAUGAUGAUGCGGCCGCACACGUUACAACGGCUGGAUCGUUGGCGGCGACGGUGGCGGAGUGGCGACGGCUUGCCGCCGCCACCGCUGGCGCCGCCAACUGGCCGUCGGAGCACGCCAGUGUUCGGGUACUUCGACAGCUCCGACCUCGCGCGCAAACGUCCUUCCACUGGGCUGCGUCGUUGUGGUCGCCGCAGGACUUAUCCGAAUUUGCCGUACAGCAGGCCGACAGGGUUGCGUCGGCGGCGGCAGGUAUGUUGCGCGCGGUAGCGCCGGCGGCGGCUUCAACUCCGCGGCCGCCGUGGGAAGGGCCUCUGUUGCUGAGGCAGCAGCUUGGCGGCCUCGGCGUCGACGUCGGCGGCGGCUUGCCGUACAGAGCCUGGAGCGCUAAGUUGCGACGUCAUGCGCUGCUGGGCAAGAAGGGACCCCCCGCAGCCGUCAGGUCGGGGCGCACUUGCAUCAUCGAUCCGGGCAGCCUCCCGGGGGCGGCCGAAUUUAUAAUCGCCCUAAUCGCCCUAAUCGCCCUAAUCGCCCUAGCACUAAUACAAGACUACGAAGAAAUAGUAUCUUCAUUAAUUUCAAAUGCUUGA